Eruca vesicaria subsp. sativa (arugula) is the source of this 810-nucleotide messenger RNA. NCBI's taxonomy places the organism in Eukaryota, Viridiplantae, Streptophyta, Magnoliopsida, Brassicales, Brassicaceae. The record is from the annotation of a GenBank genome assembly.
AUGAAUCCGUUGGAUCUAGCCACCACAAGCUCACCUCCUCCUGUUGUUAAUGAUCUCUUGGCGAAGCGAAAGAGAGGUCGUCCACGCAAAGAUGAACAAGAAAAUGCUCGUGUGACUCCAAAUCAUGACGUUAAUUUAGUUGGUAAGACGGUCUCUGGUGUGGUCGCAGGAUCUUUCGACGCGGGGUACAUUCUUAACGUCAAAGUUGAUGACAGUGACACUAAACUGAGAGGUUUCGUGUUCGCACGGGGGAAAGUUGUUCCAGUGACUCCAGCAAACGACGUGGCUCCUAACGUUAAAAUGUUCACUAAAGAAGAAAUCAAGAACCAAAGUGAUGAUCAGUCUCUACCUCCUAAUGAUGAACCAGUGAAAGAUGUUGUCACUGAUUUAGAGAUUUCUGAACCUGCUCGAGCUUUGUCUUUAAUGUCCAAGGAGAGCAAUGACGAAGCUACGACUCGUCUGGUGGAGUUUUUUCCAGCUCCAGAGCCGAAGACGAUGGUGACUGAUCAAGAGAAUCUUGCACAGAAAGAGACUGAAGAGCAACAGAAAUCACCUGGUGAGGCUCGUGGGUUUGAUCUUAUGGCGGUGGAGCCGGGUGGUUCAGGAGAGAACGUGCCACAGGGGCUUCAGCUAGAGCUUGGGAACAAGAGUAUAUUGAGUGGAGACAACAACAACAACAAUGGCUCCGAAAUGGAGACAGAUCCUAAAAGCUCUGUGUCCAAUAGUGGUUUGAUAGCAAAGUUGUUUGAAGGAGAAGACAAGAAAGUGGACUGUGCAAUUGUAGAAGAAGCAACUCCAUCAGUUCAGUAG